AUGGGGUUGAGUGAUUCAUACAGAGACUUGGGGCGCAGAGAGCCACCAGAAAGAAGCUCUAUGACUGGAAACACGGACUUGGAUGGGAGUCUCAGAACUGUUGGUUCCGUGUUUUCAGGGUCUACUUCCAGCACACAAUCAAAGCUAGACCAAUCUUCGAGAGUCUCACAAAUAACAUGGAAGGGAAAACUAGCUUUUGGGCUUAUAUUGGCGGCUGUUGGACUGGCGUUUGCGUUUUCAGCUUUCUUCUUAUUCGGGGAAGGAGAAGCUGACCUUGGCGAAUUGCAGUAUGAAGCCAUGGCGGAACGAGCCAGUAUAAUAGCGCUGCAGAUUAUGGAGCGGAAACGGCUUGGACUUCUUACGCUAUCAUCAGUAAUAUCAGGGGCCAAUCCUGACGCCAGAGUUUGGCCCCAGGUGCAACUGACGAAUUUUGAAGUCAUUGCCAACAAUCUUAUGAAAACAGCAGACGACUACAAUAUGGGGUUCGCACCAUUUGUGACGCCAGAACAAGUGGAAUCAUUCGAAAAACAUUCUUAUGACUUUUACGAAACCAAUCGGUCGCCAGAACCCUUUCCUGAAGGGACAGCAAUAAGUCCGUUCGGUAAAGGCAUUUAUGCAGUCGACCCAUCAACGAGCGAACGAUUUCAUGAUACCACUGGCGAGGUGCAUUGGAACAGCCCCAAUAGGAUUCUUACACCCCUACUGCACCAUAGUGGAGGGCCAGAAAAAUACCUCUUAUCGAAUUUGCAUGCAGACGAAGCUUUAGGGUCCUUAAUUGAUGGAAUCAUUGACUGUGCCAACAGCACAUCCUCCUUGGAUGAUUGCACCAUUCUUUCGAGCAUAUCACCCAAUAUUAUUGGUUGGAAACCAUACGAUAGUGACGGUGCUUGGGGAAUCCUGCUGCAUCCUGUCUACGCACAAAGAAGCCCUGAAACUUUGUCUGGUCUAGUCCUGACGUCGCUGAGGUGGAGUGAAAUUUUCAACGGAGCCUUUGCCAAUAGUGUUUCCGGGGUUUAUGCCGUCUUGGAGGCUAAUGAUGGAUCUUCCUAUACCUAUGUAAUUCAGGAGGGACAAGCAGUGUUGCUUGGGGAGGGCGACUUGCACGAUACUGAAUACAAUGACUUUAGGCAGGAAACAAAUUUAGAGAGCAAAGACAGGGGCAAUCUCAAUUUCUUUGGCGAAGCAUCAGUUUCCUACACAUUGGUCUUGUAUCCAAGCGAGGAAUUCUUUGAUUCCUUUUCCACGGCGAAUCCCAUGCUCUCAUCAAUAGGAGUCGUCAUGAUCCUCGUAGUUACAUCGGCUCUGUUCGUUAUGUAUGACGUUUUGAUCAGACGAGAGUACCUUGUCAAGAAGGAUUUGGUGGAAGCAAAGCGGAAAUUCAUUCGCUUUGUCUCCCACGAAGUACGCACACCACUGAAUUCCGUCCACAUGGGCCUGACAGUCCUCCGCGGAGAGUUGGAAGCGAAAUAUGAAACCGACGAUGCAGGUCCUUCGGGAACGAUGGCAUCACGGAGGGCAUCGAAAAAAUUCGUCAAAACCAAGACCUUUAAGCAGCUUGUUUCAAUGGCAGAUGAGAUUGCCAUGAACUGUAACGGUGCUGUGGACAUCCUCAACGACUUCAUAAAUUUCGACAAGCUUGAAACUGACAAACUGACUUUGGAUCUGAGCAUUCUUCGACUCUUUGACCAAAUAGAGUCGAUAUCAAAGGAAUUCAAGAUGGUGGCAAAGAACAACAAGAUCAAAAUGACGAUCGUCACACCUCUUCACCCAAACCAAAGCGGAAAAGCCCCUAAAGAGUGCUUUACAGUUGGUGACUCCAUGCAGCUAACUCACGUCUUCCGCAAUCUCCUUGCAAAUGCACUGGAAACGACUCCGGAUGAUGGCAAAGUGGAAGUCGUAGCUUCUUGGCACCCAAAUUCCAUGAAAAACGCAAAACAAAACACCAAAAAUUUUGUUUUAAAAGAUGGAAAAAAGAUGAAGGUGAAGCACAAUGGGUUCAUGAACUUUGUAGUGGCUGAUACUGGCAAGGGUAUGACGCAGGCGCAAAUUCGGCGAUUGCUGCACAAGGGACUUGAUUUCAACGUUAACAGGCUUCAGGCUGGAAAUGCUAGUGGACUUGGCUUGUGGGUUGCGAAGGGGAUCGUGAUGCGACAUGGGGGGACCCUGACGGCACACUCACAUGGAGUUGGAAAAGGCUCUGUGUUCACAGUGUCACUUCCGACCUAUGACAUUGACGACCCAAAACCGAAAGGCACUGCUGCUCAGGAAUCUGUGGAGGCAAAAGAUAUCUUAGGCAUAUUGAAGGUUCUUGUCGUUGAUGAUGCGAAAAUGAAUCUGAAGCUACUCAUGCGCCUAGUUUCGAAGAAAGGACACAAGGUGGACGGAGCAGAAGAUGGUGCGAUAGCAGUCGACAAGGCUUCCAAAGCUAUGGACGAAGGCGCCGAUUUCGACGUCAUACUAAUGGAUUAUCAAAUGCCAAAUAUGGAUGGACCAACUGCUACAAGGAUUCUUCGCAGCAAGGGCUGCAAUGCUUUCAUCUGUGGUGUUACGGGGAAUGUUAUGGCUGAAGAUAUUAAACAUUUCAAGAAGUGUGGUGCCAAUGCAGUACUCCACAAGCCCGCAAAGAUGAAGGCAUUGGAAGACCUAUGGAUAGAGUACGGUGUCCGGGGAGAAUUUCCACUGGCAGAAGGUGCGCAUGAUGGAGAGAUUGAGCAAGAACCAAAAAGAGAGAUAGUCAAGCGAAAUGCGAGCGACUUGUCACUUUCGAUUUCAUCCCUUGGAAAGCACAGUCCUUCGACAAGAGUUAAUAUGGCAGGCAACGUACUCGAUGGAUCAGCAAAAACACCAGACUAUCCAUCGGGCAGAAAGACGCUAGGAACUGGCACUGGAGAGACCUCGUUUGACACCGAUUCUGAUGAUCUCUGGGCAUCGAGAAUGUCGUUGAAAUCCGGGAUCAGUUCAAUGAAAUCCAAUAUCAGUUCCGUUGUAAAUUAA
Cylindrotheca closterium is the source of this 2994-nucleotide messenger RNA. The record is from the annotation of a GenBank genome assembly. Lineage: Eukaryota; Bacillariophyta; Bacillariophyceae; Bacillariales; Bacillariaceae.